CGCAGAAUCAGACCGUUGCCGCGACCAUGGCGGACUGCGGCGGAAUCCACAGCAGCACGAGUGGACACACCAUGGACAAAAGCAUCACUCUGCCGCCCGACGAGAUAUUCCGCAACUUGGAGAACGCGAAGCGGUUCGCCAUUGACAUAGGGGGAUCCCUCACGAAGCUCGCCUACUACUCGACAGUCCAGCACAAGGUGGCCAAAGUGCGAUCCUUCGACCACGCCACAAAGGAGACCACCAGUGACGAGCUCUAUGAAAUAUCUGUGCAGGAAGAGGUCACUGCCCGGCUGCACUUUAUAAAGUUUGAAAAUGCCUACAUUGAAACGUGCUUGGACUUCGUCCGGGACCACCUGGUCAACAACGACACCAAAGUCAUCAAAGCCACGGGCGGAGGGGCGCACAAGUACAAAGAGCUCAUCGAGAGGAAACUGGGGCUCAGAGUGGACAAAGAGGACGAGAUGACCUGCCUCAUCAAGGGCUGUAACUUCGUGCUGAGGAACAUCCCCCACGAGGCCUUCGUGUACACCAAGCACGCCGACUCCGAGUUCCGCUUCCAGACGACCCAACCGGACAUCUUCCCGUACCUGCUGGUGAACAUCGGCUCCGGCGUGUCCAUCGUCAAGGUGGAAUCUGAGGACAAAUUUGAGCGGAUAGGAGGAAGCUCAAUAGGCGGAGGGACGUUCUGGGGCCUUGGAGUGCUGCUCACCAAAACAAAGAGGUUUGACGAGUUGCUGCAGUUGGCCUCGAAGGGGCAGCACACCAGCGUCGACAUGCUGGUCAAAGACAUCUACGGAGGCUCUUACGGGUCUUUGGGCUUGACCGGAGAUCUCAUCGCGAGCAGUUUUGGAAAAUCUGCGACCACUGAUAAAGGGUUCCCCAAAGAAGACAUGGCCAAGAGCCUCCUGCAUAUGAUCAGCAACGACAUCGGGCAGCUGGCCUGUCUGUACGCCAAACUCCACAACCUGUCCCGCGUGUACUUCGGGGGCUUCUUCAUCAGAGGACACCCCGUCACCAUGCACACCAUCAGCUACAGCAUCAACUUCUUCACCAAGGCAAGGCCUCCCCCCCCUCCUCCCUCCGCCGGCCGCGAGGACAUCGUGCCCCCUGAACUUGACCUUCGACCCAGUGUUGUUACGUCACCGUCGUCUUUUUCUUCACAGGGUGAAGUUCAGGCCUUGUUCCUCCGACACGAAGGCUAUCUCGGGGCCAUCGGAGCGUUCCUUAAAGGAGCGGAGGAGGACAAUCCAAACCAGUACAGUUGGGGGGAGAAUUACGCGGGAAGCUCUGGCCUGAUGAGCAUCUCUCCGGACAUGAAUCCCAUGCAGCGCGCACGGAGCGGAACGUUCGACAUGCUGGAGAUGGACCGCCUGGAGAGGACGCUGGUGAACCUGCCUCUGCUGCAGGACGCCUCGUCCUACAUCCCCGACACCGUGGACCUGGCGGAGGACGCGCCGGCCCGCGAGUACUGGCUGUCCUGCUUCGAGGAGGCGCUCGACGGGGUGGUUAAGAGAGCGUUGGCCAGUCAGCCCGACAUGCCGGAGGCGGCCGAGCGAGCCGAGAAGUUCCGGCAGAAAUACCGACACAAGCUCCAGACCCUCCGCCACCAGCCUUUCGCUUAUGGAUCCCUGACGGUCAGAAGUCUGUUGGACACGAGGGAGCACUGCUUGAACGAGUUCAACUUUCCCGACCCCUACUCUAAGAUCAAGCAGCAGGAGAACGACAAGGCGCUCAAGUACUACAUGAAGGCGGUGAAGUCUCUGGAGGUGCUGAGCUGGGAGGAGAGGCAGUUCGCUCUGAUCCGGGGCGUCCUGGCCGGGAACGUCUUCGACUGGGGAGCCAAGGCCGUGUCAGACCUCCUGGAGUCCGAUCCCGAGUUUGGCUUUGAGCAGGCCAAGCGACAGCUGGAAGAGCGUCCGUGGCUCGUGGAUUCCUACGACCAGUGGUUUGAGAGACUGAAGGGUCCCCCUCAUAAGUGUGCCUUGUUUUUCGUAGAUAAUAGUGGACUAGACAUCAUCCUAGGGGUGAUGCCUUUUGUCAGAGAGCUUCUCUCUCGGGGAACGGAGGUCGUGUUGGCCAGUAACUCGGCGCCGGCGUUAAACGACGUGACCAACGGGGAACUGCAGAUUUUGACCGAGAGCAUCGCCGCCAUGGACCCGGUGAUCCGUGCCGCCCUGAAGGAGGACCGGUUGGCGCUGGUCCAAAGCGGUUCCAGUUCACCCUGCCUGGAUCUGAGCCGCCUGGACAAAGUUCUGGCGAUGGUGGUGCGAGAGCGCAAGACGGACCUGGUGAUCAUCGAGGGGAUGGGCCGCGCCAUUCACACCAACUACUACGCCGCGCUCAGCUGCGAGAGCCUCAAGAUGGCCGUCAUCAAGAACUCGUGGCUGGCCGACCGCCUGGGGGGGAAGCUGUUCAGCGUGGUCUUCAAGUACGAGGUGCCGGCGCCGACGCCCUCGUGAGCGGAGUCGGGAUGGAACCGAUCAUCUGUGGAUGUCAGGGUGAUGGUUCUAUUGCUGUCACGCAGGGAAUGAACGGAGAGCUUUGAAACGCCAUCAUUGGCUGAGUUCUUUCUUUCUUUCUUUUUCUUUUCUUUCCAUUUCAUCGUUGUUCCAGUGGCGUUCUCGCCCGUACGAUCGCUGCUUAUCGAUCUCCAUCAACACCCUUGGUUUGUUGUUUUUGUGCUGCGUCAUCACUAAAACUCAGACAGUUAUUCAGCUGUGAUGACGGAUGAGAGCUUGUGGGGAAGAAAAAAAUCAAUAAAAAUAAAAAAAUCAAUGAGACCGUCAAUUUUUCAUCAGUCAUCGACGUCGUGCUGCCAACGUGUGUGUGUGUGUGUGUGUGUGUGUCCGUCCUUCACUGGUACACUUUUACACGGAGUGUAUUUCUUGCGCCUCGAGGCCGAUGUGAUUAAUCGUUAUUCACUCGUUGCUUUUAGUUCCCGUCGAAGGUUGAGACACAGCACAAAUAUUGACUGUUUGUCUCCCAGUAUUCUCACAACACGGACGAGGAGGACUCUCCCGUCUCUUUUUUAUUAUUAUUGUUAUUUUUGACCGCAAGUGAAUUAAUUGAGAUUUCAGAAAUGGAUGGUUGGCCGUGUUCCUCCACCAGGGGGCAGUAUUCUACUGUGAGUUAGUUUUCUUCUUUUUUUUCAAGUUAUGAUUUCUUAGAUCUUUACCAAUGUGCUCGGCACAUUUUCAGGGUGAAUGUUUCCAAACCGUCUCCGUGUAUCGACUGAUUAACCGGCGCUGUCGUCCGUCCCGAAAUCAAUCAAUCAAUCAAUAACGGUGCGGCAAACUGUUUGGAGUGGCCCGAUGUUUCGGGGACUUUGUCGUCAACAAAUCUGAUGUUGAGGCAGAAUGUGAUUUUAAAGGUGAAGAAGAAGAGAAGCCAUGCCUUGGUGUGAAGAUGUUCCUCAAAGUUCCAGUUGCUUUGACAUCAGAUUGCAAUAUAGUUUUAUCAUAUGUACAUACAGUAUGUGUGUGUGUAUAUAUAUAUAUAUAUACACACACACACACAUGUAUAUAGUGUAUUUGAAUCACUUCAGCCGUGUGUAUUAUUCUCCUGACAAUCGAUUUUAAUUAAAUGGUGACGACUCUUUAUUUCA
Molecule: messenger RNA, 3604 nt
Organism: Pseudoliparis swirei
Lineage: Eukaryota; Metazoa; Chordata; Actinopteri; Perciformes; Liparidae
Gene: pank4
Product: pantothenate kinase 4 (inactive)
Exons: 18
Coding region: 27-2459 (810 amino acids)
Biological process (GO): coenzyme A biosynthetic process
Cellular component (GO): nucleus; cytosol
Molecular function (GO): ATP binding; pantothenate kinase activity
Source: RefSeq, a predicted model, not a curated record